AAACAUUCAUUACUUUACAAUUACAGCCAACUUUUCACCACUGGUUUUAUCGAUCGGAAUCAUAAUCUGCGGAAUUGUUUUCAUAAUCGCCUCAACAAUAAUUAUAAUCCUAUGGUUUAGGCAUAAGAUUAGAUUCUCAGACCUGAAAAUAGGUCAGACCUUAUCGGUUGACAUAAACAAUGGAAAGACAAACCCUAUGGCCAUCGGUUCGGGCAGUUCUGGCAGUUCCCGCACCGACUCCGACAUCAAGAUGGAGGUCAGAACCGCCAGCUCUCUGUCCCAACAGUGGGACGACACCGACCAACAGUCCAAUGGACACAAUGAGCCCAAAGAUAUUACACAAGUGUUGAAUAAUAUUUAUAACAAAACAAACAGUUCUUCACAGGCUUUUGUCUUUCCAAGCGUUCAGAAUGGAAACGGUUUUAUCCCGACUUAUGUGGACUACAGCCACGACUACCUUCUGGUGCCGUCAGCACAACUGCCAUCCAAUCACAACAGCCUAUCGCCAAACCAUACCCAACACGCGUCCAUUAUUAUCUCAUCCGUAGACAACCAAAGGGCCAGUUAUGCAAUAGAGCCCACGUAUGGCACACUCCUGGCCGGUGACCAGAGGUACCGACCGGUCGGUUACGCCAAUCCAUACCUCAGGACAUCUAAUUCAUCAUCAGUUGUGACAACAAAUAGUGAUAUAAAUAACACAAACAAUCAAUUGUCUGCCGGAAUGUAUUCCGCGAACCAAAUGUAUAUCACAAACGGCGGACACAACGGCCAGACGUCGGCCAACAACCAAUUGGCUACACAUGUCUAACCGCAUACCUGUGCUAUAGUUUUAGGCAAUUAAUACACUAAUCGUUUAU
This is a messenger RNA of Medioppia subpectinata, 857 nucleotides long. The record is from the annotation of a GenBank genome assembly. NCBI's taxonomy places the organism in Eukaryota, Metazoa, Arthropoda, Arachnida, Sarcoptiformes, Oppiidae.